Molecule: messenger RNA, 5544 nt
Organism: Saimiri boliviensis boliviensis (Bolivian squirrel monkey)
Lineage: Eukaryota; Metazoa; Chordata; Mammalia; Primates; Cebidae
Source: RefSeq, a predicted model, not a curated record
AUGAGAAGAGGAAACAUCCCUCCUGCCUUCUGGUUUCUAUGGCUGCUUCUCUUUGGACUUCUGGGACCCAGCUCUGAGAAUACCACAGCCUUCACAAAAGGGUCUGACACCACCACAGUCUCCAUCACAGGCUCUGAGACCACCAUGGCCUCCACCAUGGACUCUGCUAUGGCCUUAACUACAGACUCAGACUCUAAGAUCACCACAGACUCUACCACAGGCUCUGAGAAAACAUCAGCCUCCACCAUGGCUUCUACUGUGGCCUUCACCACAGACUCUGAGAUCGCCACCACCACCACUGCAGGCUCCGAGGCCACUAAAAUCUCUACCACAGGCUCUGAGACCACCACAGCAUUUACUGCAGGUUCUGAGACCACCACCAUCUCCACCUCCAUGUCAGGCUCUGAGAACACCACAACUUCAGCUAUGACUUUGGCCCCCACUGCAGCCUCUAACACCAGCACAGCCUCAACCACAGGCUCUGAGACCACUACAGUCCCGAUCAAAACCUCUGAGACCACCACAGCCUCUACAGCAGCUUCUGAGACCAACACUCCCUCCACCACAGGCUCUCAGACCACCAUAGUCUCUAUUUCAGGUUCUGAGAUCACCAUCACCUCCAUGGCAGGAUCUGAGACUACCAGAGUCUCCACGGUAGGCCCUGAGACCACCAAAGUCUCUAGUGCAGGCUCUGAGACCACCACAGCUUCUACAGCAGGCUCUGAAACCACCACCAUGUCCACUGAAGGCUAUGAGACCACCACAGUCUCUACCACAGGCAGUGAGACUACCACAGUCUCCACCAUGGGCUAUGAGACCACCACAACUUCUACUACAAGCUCUGAAACCACCACAGCUUCUACUUCAGUCUCUGAGACCACCAUCACCUCUACUGCAGGCUCUAAGACUACCACGGUCUCUACUUCAGGCUCUGAAACCACCAUGACUUCUAUCACAGGCUCUGAGAUCACCACAACCUCUACUGCAGGCUCUGAGACCAUCAUGGCAUCUGCCAUGAGCUCUGAGACUACUAUGGCCUCUACCAUAGACUCUGAGACCACCAAGGUCUCCACUGCUAGCUCUGAGAUGAUUACAGUCUUUGCUAUAGGCUCUGAGACCACCAGGGCCUCUACCACAGGCUCUGAAACCAUCACAGUCUCCACUGCAGGCUCUGAGACCACCCCAGCUUCCACCACAGUCUCUAAAACCACUACGAUCCCUAACACAGGCUCUGAGACCUCCACAGCCUCCAUCAUGAGCUCUGAGACCACCAUAUAUUCUACCACAGGCUCUGGGACCACUACAGCCUCCACUGCAGGCUCUGAGACAACCACAGCCUCCACUGCAGUUUCUGAGACCACUGCAACCUCUACUACAGGCUCUGAGAUCACCACAGCAUCUAUUACAAGCUCUGAGACCACUAUGGUAUCCACCACGGGCUCUAAGACCACUAUGGCCUCUACAAUAGGCUCUGAGACCAUCAAGGCCUCCACUGCAAGCUCUGAGACAACCACAGUCUUCACUGAAGUCUCUGAGACCACCACGACCUCUAUCACAGACUCUGAAACCACCAGAGUCUCCACUGCAGGCUCUGAAACUAUCACCACCUCUACUAGAGGAUCUGAGACCACUACAGUCUUAACCACAGAUUCUGAAACCAUCAUAGCCUCUACUGCAGGCUUAGAGUCCACCACAGUCACUACCACAAGCUCUGAGACCACCACAACCUCUACUGAAGCCUCUGAGAUGACCAUAGCCUUUACUGCAGGCUCUGAGACCACCACAGCCUCUACCACAGGCUCCGAGAUCACCACAGCCUCUACUGCAGGCUCAGAGACCACCACAGUCUCUACUGCAGGCUCAGAGAUCACCACAGCCUCUACUUCAGGCUCUGAGACCACCACAGCCUCUAAUGCAGGCUUGGAGACCACCACCACCUCUACUGAAGGCUCUGAGAUGACUAUAGUCUCCACCAUAGGCUCUGAGACCACCACAGCCUCUAUUAUAAGCUCAGAGACCACCACCACCUCUACUGAAGGCUCUGAGAUGACUACAGUCUCCACCACAGACUCUGAGACAACUACAGCCUCUACUUCAGGCUCAGAGACCACUACAGUCACUACCACGGACUCUGAGACCACCACAGCCUCUACUGAAGGCUCUGAGACCACUAUAGUUGCUACCACAGGCUCUGAGGCCAGGACAGCCUAUACUGCAGGCUCUGAGGUCACUACAGUUUCUACCAUGGGCUAUGAAACCACCACAGCCUCUACUGUAGGCUCUGAGACCACCACACUCUCUACCGAAGGCUCUGAGACUACCACACUCUCUACUCAAGGCUCUGAGAUGACUACAAACUCCACCACAAGCUCUGAGACCAUGACAGCUUUUACUGAAGGCUUUGAGAGCACUACGGUUUCUAUGGCAGGCUCUGAGGUCACCACAGCCUCUACUGCAGGCUCAGAGACCACUACAAUUGCUACGAUUGCCUCUGAGACCACCACACCCUCUAUUGCAGGCUCAGAGACCACCACCACCUCUACUGAAGGCUCUGAGAUGGCUACAGUCUCCAUCACAGAUUCUGAGUCCACCACAGCUUCUAUUGCAGGCUCUGAGACAACCACAGUUAUUAUCAUAGGCUCUGAGACCACCACCGUGUCUACUACAGGCUCAGAGACAACUACCAUGAGCUCUGAGAACACUACAGCCUCUACUGAAGGCUUUGAGACCACCACAGUCUCUACCGCAGGCUCUGGGACCACUACAGUUGCUACCACAGGCUCUGAGACCACCACACCCUCUACUGAAGGCUCUGAGACCACCACACCCUCUACUGAAGGAUCUAAUACCACCACAGCCUCUACUCUAGGCUCUGAGAUGACUACAGUCUCCACCAUAGGCUCUGAAACCACCAUUGUCUCUACUGCAGGCUCUGAGACCACCACAGCCUCUACUGCAGGCUUGGAGACCACCACAGACAUUACUGCAGGCUCUGAGACCACCACAGCCUCUACUGAAGGCUCUGAGACCACCACCACCUCUACUGAAGGCUCUGAAAUGACUACAGUCUCCACCACAGACUCAGAGACCACCACAGUCUCUUCUGCAGACUCGGGGACUACUACAGUCACUACCACGAGCUCUAAAACCACCACAGCCUCUACUGAAGGGUCUGAGGCCACCACAGCCUCUACUGCAGGUUCAGGGAUCACCACCACCUCUACAGAAGGCUCUAAGAUGACUACAGUCUCUACCAGAGGCUCUGAGACCACCACAACCUCUACUGCAGGCUCUGAGACCACGACAGCCUCUACUGAAGGGUCUGAGACCACCACAGCCUCUACCACAGGCUCUGAGAUCACCAAAGUCUCUACUUCAGGCUCAGAGAUCAUUACAGUCACUACCACAAGCUCUGAGACCACCACAGUCUUUAACACAGACUCUGAGACCACCACAGCCUCUACCGCAGGCUCUGAGACCACCACAGCCUCUACUGAAGGCUCUGAGACCACCACAGCCUCUACUGAAGGCUCUGAGACCAGCACAGUCUUUACUGCAGACUCUGAGACCACCACAGCCUCUACCACAGGAUCUGAGACCAUCACAGCCUCUACCACAGGCUCUGAGACUACCACAGCCUCUACCGCCAGCUCUGAGACCACCACAGCCUCUACUGAAGGCUCUGAGACCAGCACAGUCUUUACUGCAGACUCUGAGACCACCACAGCCUCUACCACAGGAUCUGAGACCAUCACAGCCUCUACCACAGGCUCUGAGACCACCACAGCCUCUACUGCAGGCUUGGAGAGCACCACAGACUUUACCACAGGCUCUGAGACCACAGCCUCUACUACAGACUCUGAGACCACCACAGCCUCUACUGAAGGCUCUGAGACCACUAUAGUUUCUACAGCAGUCUCUGAGAUCACCAUAACUUCUACUGAAGGCUCAGACACCACUACAGUCACUACCACGGGCUCUAAGACCACCACAGCCUCUACUGAAGGUUCUGAGACCACCACAGUCUCUACCACAAGCUCUGAGACCACCACUGUGAGCUCUGAGACCACUACAGUUUUUACCGCAGGCUCUGAGAUCACCAUAGCCUCUACUGCAGGCUCAGAGACCACUACUGUCAUUACCAUGGGAUCUGAGACCACCAGAGCCUCUACUGAAGUCUCUGAGACCGCUACAGUCACUACCACAGGCUCUGAGAUCACCAUAGCCUCUACUGCAGGCUCAGAGACCACUACUGUCAUUACCAUGGGCUCUGAGACCACUACAGUAACUACCACAGGCUCUGAGACCACCACAGCCUCUAUCACAGGCUCAGAGAUCAGCACCACCUCUACUGAAGGCUCUGGGACCACUACAGUCUCUACCACAGGCACUGAGACCACCACAGCCUCUAGCACAGGCUCUGAGACCACCACAGCCUCCGCUUCAGGCUCUGAGACCACCACGGCCUCUACUGCAGGCUCUGAGACCUCCACACCCCCCAGUGCAGGCUCUGAGACCAACACUGGCUUCAUCAUAGGCUCUGAGACCACCAUGCUUUCUACUACAAGCUUUAAGCCCACUGCAAAUUUCUUCACAGGCUCUGAGACCACCACAGUCCCUAACACAUCUUCUGCAGCUACUGCAGCCUCCACCACCGUCUCGGCCACCACUUUUGUACCCACCAAGGCCACUGACGUUUCUACUCAGCACAUCACCAACAUAGCUGUGUCAGGCACCAGGACCACUGGAACCAGACCCACUGCCUCCAGCUCUGUCACCAUGGCCCCUGGAAUGGAGUCCACGGCCUCUGCUACCAGCCAUGCUGUGCCGGGAAUAGUCCCAAAUACCUCUGGCCUGGGUACACCUACUAUGGGAGCGUUAUCUACCACCUCAGCCCCCGGCAUCAGGACCUCCCCAGGAUCCACUCGUGAGCCAACCAGCACCACCUCCCAGGAAACAGGCCCCAUGUCCACGAUCACAAACACAGUUAGCAUGAGCCACAUGCCCACGAAUGUGAUCAAACCAAGUGGAUAUUUACAGCCCUGGGCUAUCAUCCUCAUUUCCCUGGCUGCAGUCGUGGCUGGUGUUGCAUUGUCAGUAGGACUGAGUUUUUGCCUGAGAGACCUUUGCUUCCCCCUGAGAAAUAGUGGUAUUUAUUACCCCCAUGGCCACAGCCUUGGCCAUGGUCUGGACCCGGACUUGGGCCUGGGCUCUGGGACUUUCCACAGCCUGGGAGAUGCACUGGCUCAUGGAGGAGACCUUGAGAUGGGGCAUGGAGGAGCGCACGGCUUUGGGCAUGGAGUGUGCCAUGAACUGAGCCACAUCCAUGGAGACGACCAUGAAGUAAAUCAUGGCGGGCAUUAUGGACAUGGAGGAGGCCACGGAGGACCAGGAGAUUCCCAGCUGAGGAGCCCCGUGGGUCGCCGGUGGGGCGGUUUUGCCAGCGCCCUGGCAUGGCAGUUCCCUGUGCGGAGUGAACGGGACUGGUUCCCCUUUUGGUCGAUGUUUGGAGCUCCGGGAAUGCAGAAACGCCCAUUCAGCUGA